This is a messenger RNA of Jaculus jaculus (lesser Egyptian jerboa), 4018 nucleotides long. RefSeq names its product PDZ domain containing 7 (gene Pdzd7). Gene Ontology annotation, cellular component: plasma membrane; stereocilia ankle link complex; cilium. The transcript is spliced from 17 exons. Gene Ontology annotation, molecular function: protein binding. Lineage: Eukaryota; Metazoa; Chordata; Mammalia; Rodentia; Dipodidae. Gene Ontology annotation, biological process: sensory perception of sound; auditory receptor cell stereocilium organization. Bases 224 to 3178 code for a protein of 984 amino acids. The record is from RefSeq and is a predicted model, not a curated record.
GUGCAGUGGCCCGAGCGCCCGACGCCAGCUGCAGCGGCCGCGGGCGCGAGCAGGUCCACAGCUCACACUCCUAAGAGACAGCGCACUUGAGGGAUUCGGUCCUCCUCUUUGAGAGCCCAGCCCUGCACAGAGAGCGCAUGGAGCCCAGCGCACUCGUGGCCAGCCUCUGGUGGGGUAGCAUGCUCCUUCCGGGCCUGUAGGGCACUGCCCUGGUCUGGCCACCAUGGCACGUGGUUUCACAGUGGGCUUUGACCCACUGGGCUUAGGAGAACUUAGCUCAGGAUCUCUGAGUUCUCUCUCUUCCCGAGGCCACCUGGGCAGCGACUGUGGUUCCACCGCAACGCGAUACCUGCUGAGGAAGCAACAACGCCUGCUGAAUGGGCCCCCCCGUGGAAUUCGAGCCUCAUCCCCCAUGGGCAGAGUCAUUCUCAUCAACUCCCCCAUCGAAGCCAACAGUGACGAAAGUGACAUCAUCCACGCGGUGCGGGUGGAGAAGAGCGCCGCAGGCAGGCUGGGCUUCAGUGUUCGGGGUGGCUCCGAGCAUGGCCUGGGGAUCUUCGUCAGCAAGGUGGAAGAAGGGAGCAGUGCAGAGAGGGCUGGCCUGUGUGUGGGGGACAAGAUCACAGAGGUGAAUGGGCUGAGUCUGGAGAGCACCACCAUGGGCAGUGCCGUGAAGGUCCUGACCAGCAGCAGUCGCCUGCACAUGAUGGUGAGGCGCAUGGGCCGUGUGCCAGGCAUCAAAUUCUCCAAGGAAAAGACCACAUGGGUGGAUGUGGUGAACCGGCGGCUUGUGGUGGAAAAGUGCAGUUCCACACCAUCGGACAGCAGCUCAGAAGAUGGUGUAAGACGCAUCGUCCACCUGUAUACAACCUCUGAUGACUUCUGCCUAGGCUUCAACAUCCGAGGGGGCAAGGAAUUUGGCCUGGGCAUCUAUGUGUCCAAAGUGGAUCAUGGCGGGCUGGCUGAAGAGAAUGGCAUUAAAGUAGGAGACCAAGUCCUGGCGGCCAACGGUGUCAGGUUCGAUGACAUCAGCCAUAGUCAGGCCGUAGAGGUACUGAAGGGCCAAACCCACAUCAUGUUGACCAUCAAGGAAACUGGCCGGUACCCUGCGUACAAAGAGAUGGUUUCUGAGUACUGCUGGCUGGAUAGACUGAGCAAUGGGUUGCUGCAGCAGCUGUCACCAGCCUCCGAAAGUGGCUCCAGUGUCUCGUCCUAUGCCUCCAGUGUCCCCUGCAGCUCGGGCUCUCUCCCCUCUGACCACAUGGAUGUCUGUCUUGGGCCUGAGGAAUCCUGCAGCCAUGGCCCAGGCUGGGGCCGGGCAGACACAGCCAUACAGACUGAGCCAGAUUUGGGGGGCCAUGUGGAGACCUGGUGCAGUGUGCGGCCCACUGUCAUCCUCAAAGACACAGCCAUCCGUUCCGAGGGCACCUCUUCUGCCUGCCGCCUUGACUCUGCACUCUCACAGUCUCCCAAGACUGCUCUGUUGCUGGCCCUCAGCCGACCCCGGCCCCCCAUCACACGCUCCCAGAGCCACCUGACCCUCUGGGAAGAGAAGAAGCAGCGGAAGAAGGAGAAGUCGGGGUCUCCUGGAGAGAAGGGGGCCCUGCAGCGCUCCAAGACACUGAUGAACCUCUUCUUCAAGGGAGGGCGACAGGGGCGGCCAGCAGGGGAUGGGCACAGAGAGGCCUGGACACUGGACAGCAGAGGCCCCAGCAAAGCCCGCCCUCGCCUGGACCUGGAGAAAGCAGGGGCCGUGGGGCCCGUGCAGAAGUUUGUCACCUGGAGACUGAGACGAGACCGGGAGAGAGGCCGGGCCCUGCUCUCUGCCAGGUCUGGAAGCCCCUCCAAUCAGCUGCCCAAUGUAGAUGAGUGGGUACAGGCCUGGGAAAGUCGUCGACCCCUCAUCCAGGACCUGGCCAGGAGGCUGCUGACUGAUGACGAGGUGCUGGCAAUCACCCGCCACUGCUCCCGGUAUGUACAUGAAGGAGGUGUGGAGGACCUGGUGCGCCCCCUGCUGGCCAUCCUGGACAGGCCAGAGAAGCUGUUGCUGCUAAGAGAUAUCAGAAGUGUGGUGGCCCCCACGGACCUGGGCCGCUUCGACAGCAUGGUGAUGCCUGUGGAAGUGGAGGCCUUCGAGGCCCUGAAGAGCAGGGCAGUGCGGCCACCUGCUUUGAGACCAGCCAGGCAAGACACACCACCCAAGCGUCACCUCAUCACCCCUGUGCCUGACAGCCGUGGAGGCUUCUACCUGCUUCCUGUCAAUGGCUGCAAGGAGGAAGAGGAUGGGGAGCUGAGGGAGCAGCUGGGGGGCCUCAAGGUCUCUCUGACUGCCUCUGCCCCCCACCACCACCACAAAGGAAUCCCCCCUCUACAAGAUGUGCCAGUUGAUGCCUUCACCCCUCACCAAAGUACAUGCACAUCCCCUCCCCAGCCACCCCCUGUAGCUCCCCGACCCCCAAGACCUAACUGGCUACUGGCCGAACCUCCAAGCCAAGAGGACCCUCAGCAGAACCAGAACCAGGCUUCUUUAGCUCAAAGCCGCAGCCGAAGUCGGAGUCGAGGCAAGUCCCCCGGGCGCAGGCGCUCCCCUUCCCCAGCACCUAUUCCAACUGCCAGCACAGCCAAUGGGCGCUACCACAAGCCUCGCAAGUCCAGGCCUGCAUUGCCACGUCAUGUGGAUGGACAGGUAGUCAAGGUGGGGGCCAGACAAGGGCCCUUGGAGAAUGGGACUGGCUGGACUGUUCAAGACACAGCCAUGAAGGCCACCACUGGAGAGCUGAGGACAAUCCAGCUAUCCAAGAUGAAGCAGUCUUUGGGCAUCAGCAUCUCCGGGGGCAUUGAGUCCAAGGUGCAGCCCAUGGUAAAGAUAGAGAAGAUCUUUCCAGGGGGUGCUGCCUUCCUCAGUGGGGCACUGCAGGCUGGCUUUGAACUAGUGGCGGUGGAUGGAGAGAGCCUGGAGCAGGUGACCCACCAGCGGGCAGUGGACACUAUUCGCCGGGCUUAUCGAAACAAGGCUCGAGAACCCAUGGAGUUUGUGGUCAGGGUCCCUGGACCUGGCCUGUUGCCUUUAUUCUCUGACUCAUCAGCCCUCAAGGAUCAAGGCCUUCCUGCUGACCAUUCUUCUGCCCACAGACCCCUUGAUGCCACUCCCGCUUCCCACCCCUCCCCCUCCCCCUGAGGAUGGGCUCCUUUAGCAGCGGACUCUCAGCCCAGCCCUUCAGGCAACCCAGAUUAACCCCACAUCUCCUCACUUAAGGGUCCCCAUGACCCUUCCUACUGACCUCGGAUCCUCCCAAUGAUCCCAAGUCCCGCUGCUGCCUCUGGGUUCCCUCCUCUGGAUUCAGGCACCUCUGCUAUGUCCCGCCUCCUUACUUGGAGCACCUCACUGGUGGCUCUGAUAGCCCCACACUCUCAUCUCCCAGCUGUCAGCAAGGCUGCGCCUCUUCAAGAUAAACUGGCUGUCCAAGGACAGGGUGCUAGUGGGUAACCUGGGUCACCUGCACUCCCUGCUCCCUGACCUACUGACAGGGAGCAGACAGACUCAAGGUCUGAAGCCUGGAACUGAUGGGAAAUUUUCUCAUGAUGCCCCUGACUUCUCUAAACUUUGAGGGACAGACUGAGAGCCCUUGAAGGAUCAUGCAUUCAACCUGUCAGUCCUAAACAAUGUACAAUGCAAAGGGCAGAAGGGAAAACUUUUCUAGUUCUUCAGGCACUGAGAGAAUUCAAGUUGUAAUCCACUAGGACUAGUCUGCUGGAUUUUUCCACACACAGCUCUCCCCCAACAGAGCUUUAGGAGUAGCAGCUGCAUAGCCAGUAAACAGAGGGAUGUGGUUCACACAAAGCUCCCUUGCAUUUGUUUAUCUAACAUAUUUUUUUAAAAAAACAAUUUUUUAAAAUUUUUUUCUUUGGGUUUGUACAAGAAAUUUACAGGGUGGAAAAUAUACACGUGAAAACGAGGCCAUAAACCUGGGUGUCUGGGAGGGACUGCUUGGUCACAAACACAAAUAAACAAGACAUU